Haemonchus placei is the source of this 2481-nucleotide messenger RNA. The record is from the annotation of a GenBank genome assembly. NCBI's taxonomy places the organism in Eukaryota, Metazoa, Nematoda, Chromadorea, Rhabditida, Trichostrongylidae.
AUGUCAGCGAUCCGCAAGGGGGUGCAGCGGCAGCUGUUUCAAACGGACGAUGAACGGCUUCAUGCAAUUGUACACGUGGUCCGUGUUGAUGGGCGCAAGAAGAAACGUCCGACAUUCUUCUGUCUAGCUGUAACAAUAGAGCAUCCGAUAUCUGUUCGUCUGUACUUCGUGAAAGGGGAAAAGGACGACACCUUCAAAAAACGAAGCAGAUUUUAUCUUCGUGAUGUCAAAGAAGUGGACGGAAUCAAUCCGAAAAAGGCUUUGUCAGAAUUUCAUAUCGUUAUUGGCGAUCGUAGGUACAGCAUCACUGCAAGCACUCCAGAAGAGAAGGACGAGUUUAUCCGCGAGUUGUAUAAGCUCUCAGCACAGUAUCUUCCCGUCCAAAUGCCUGACUUUUGCAACGUAUCCAUACCAGUCGACAAUCGUGAAAUGUCUAUACUCCCAAUAGAAACGGCAGAUGAGGAUAAUAGCGACUUCAUCCACGAUUAUCAGCCUGUCAGCGCCAAAGAAGAAGCUGACUUUCGCCGUCUACUCGCCAAGGCUGAGCUCACCAUUGGAGAAGCUGAUAAGUUCGCUGAGGUCCUUUCAUCUCAGUUGCAAUCACUCGAUGGUGCAAAUAUUCAGUCAAUGAUGGGUAGUGAAAUGGCGGUGAAUCAAUUGUUAUCCCUUCUGGAUGGUGCUCUUGAUAAAGUGGCUCUACUGGAAAAGGAAAUCGACACAUGUGACGCAAUCCUUGCGCAUGUGAGGAAUAGUGUGGAGCUGAUUGAAGAAAAGGAUAGUUUAUCGGCUGUUGAACGCAAAAAUAAGGACAGACUUCAACAGGAAUUGACCGAUUUUGUCUCUGCUCUGAAUACUGUCACAGACGAACACAUUCGCACAUUAAAGGAAGCAAACUUGAACGAUGCAGGAAGUAUUGCACGGUGCGCUGAAGCUGCUCGUGCUGUUUCACAGUUCUGGAAUGGGUGCAUCUCAAAGCCGUUACUACAGAUGAAAGCAUACGAAAAACGAAAUCGUGACCUUGCUGUGAUAGAUUUGUUUGUGGACCGAUUCAUGUCUCAUCUCUCGGCAAUAUUCAACAACCUUAAUGACUUCUCUCUCGGUCAAGACUGGCAUGCUCUCUCAAUACCAAAACAGUCCCAGCGAUUCCAUGCACUGUCCCCACUUUCUGAUCUCAUCAGUUGGUUGAAGACGAAUAGGCCAACACCUUACAACGCAGCCAUUCAAAGAUACGUUGAUUCAACAAAAACACUGUAUAAAAGACACUUCGAAACGUUUUUCGAUGCUGUGAUUGCUGAAGUUCAACGAUUGGGUUCAACAGAUAAGCGCUUAAGUAAGCGAUGUUCUGUAUAUCGAUCAUUUUUUUUUCGCAUCGUAUUAAUCGAGACGGUACUUGGAGAACUAGGCCCCAUUAUCGAAAUGGAACAGAAGUUUUGUGUGCGAUUUUUCCACAUUAAUUCGGAACUCAUGUCGAAUGCUGAAACGACAUCCACAGACAGCGGCGAUAGUACCAGUAUGGGCGGCCGAAACAUUGAAAGAUUCAUGAACGAGCAAGUUCGUGCAGUAAUGGCUCCAAUGUUCGAGUCACUAAGUGGUCAUUUGGAUCGAUUUUGCAAGGCUAUUUGUAAACAACAUCCCAGUAACGUGAUGCUGCUGUUCAUCAUCAUGUCGAAAAAAGUAUUGCUACCGCAAGAGUCUGGUUCGUACUACUCAGUUACUUUUGGUACAUUUGUUGUGUUAAUCAAGCGGCAGUUCGAUCUGUACAUGGAAACGGAAGGUAUGGCGUUGUCAGAUAUCAAAAUCUCAAAACGAAUGCGUCUGGGCAUCCUGCCAACAAUCGAUAGGUUCGCUGAAUUUGUAAGAAACGCCGAAGCAGUCUUCGAAGGCGCAGAAAGGCGAACGGAUCUUGAAAAAUGGUACACACAUUUAUAUCGUUGUGUUUGCGAAGGAAUAGAAAAAGCCGCCUCAAAUCCAAACAGCAAGUCGCCAACGGCUGUAGUUCGCUUUGAGAAUUAUCAUCAGCUGUAUUUGACUUUGUCGGAAUUGAAAAUCCCCUGUCUGGAUGCACAACGUAAAGAGGCGAAACGAGAAAAAGAGGAAAACAUCGAUUUGUAUGUUAGAGAGUACAUGGGCCGACCACUUGAGAAGAUACAUAAUGCAAUUGAGAUGCGGGGAACAAAACCGGAAGAAAUUUCAUAUCAACCUCAGUUCAGUCGUGUUGAAUUGAAAAAGGUGAUUGCCAUGUAUCCUGGUAAAGAAGUUAAGAAAGGGCUAGAACAGUUGUACAAGAAAGUUGAGAAACAUCUGGUUGACCAUUCUUCACUGCUACAGGUCGUUUGGAGAGAAAUGCAGGAUCAGUUCCUCAAGCAACUCCAAGGAUAUCAGCGUUUGAUGAGCACAUGUUAUCCCGGUUCGAAACUCGAACUGGAAGUGACCGUCCAGGAUGUUCUUAGCUACUUCUCCGAUAUUGCUCAACAGCAUUAG